UGUUAUGGUUGUUUAUUUGUGCUUAAUAACAUCUGUAGUUUAAUAUUGCAUACACAUUUGAACAGUUUUCGCAAUAGUAACAAGCUAAGACACUGUUAAUUAAAAAGUACUAAUUUGAGGACACCGGGACUUUAGGCCAGUGAGGUGUGACAGACUGUUCCUACAGAAAAAAAAGGACAUUACUAGCUUGGAUUGUGGAGCAAGGAAAAUUCAUACAGAGCUACAAAAUGAACAGAUCUCAAGGCUUUUAGAAAUGAUUUGCAAUUUUGUUUUGCACAGCCAUGUUCAGACAGAUGCUGCUACAGCUCAUACACACGGACGUGAACGUGCCAAAAUGCGCCUUUAGAAGACUUUGUGAAGCUGCUGCUGUUUGCUGCUUAGCCUUUAAUCAGCAUCAGCUGAGGCCUCAGACCAAACUUCAAAGCGGAAGCUGAGUUUCCUCACCGUGAUGAGUCCGAAAUCACCGCUUCACUUCUUCAUAGCGAAGCGGGAGUCAUAUGCCUUUCUAUGGGACAUGGCGGUUGUCGAGUACGCUGCUCUGACAGAUGACGACUGCACACUGACUGUAGCGGGAAACAGCAUGAGCACCAGAGGCAACGGCAUGGCCCUGCAGCACAGCGGUCCUUACAGAGACCUCUUCUCUCAGAAGCAGAAUCGUCAAGCCCUCCUCCAGCCAUCAUAUCCAGAGUCCAGGACAAGCUGAACAAAGGCCUAUUCAACUAUGGAUUCAUCACCCUUCUUAAAUCAUACCAUUUCUAUGGGGUCUAAUCGCCAAAGGCUUUUCACAUUUUUCAU
Molecule: messenger RNA, 795 nt
Organism: Epinephelus fuscoguttatus (brown-marbled grouper)
Lineage: Eukaryota; Metazoa; Chordata; Actinopteri; Perciformes; Serranidae
Product: glutamate receptor ionotropic, delta-1-like
Exons: 4
Coding region: 449-703 (84 amino acids)
Source: RefSeq, a predicted model, not a curated record